Messenger RNA from Spathaspora passalidarum NRRL Y-27907, 3213 nucleotides. RefSeq lists its product as uncharacterized. Gene Ontology annotation, molecular function: DNA-binding transcription factor activity. NCBI's taxonomy places the organism in Eukaryota, Fungi, Ascomycota, Pichiomycetes, Serinales, Debaryomycetaceae. The coding region runs from base 145 to 3117 and encodes 990 amino acids. The record is from RefSeq and is a predicted model, not a curated record. Gene Ontology annotation, biological process: regulation of DNA-templated transcription. The transcript has a single exon.
AUAUACACCCUUCUUUCGUUAAAUUUAUUGUACUUUCUACCUGUUUACAUGUUGAUUUAGACAUUACUACAUCUACAGAACCUGAUUGAAUCCUUCCGUAUCCCAAAUUUACACCAGCAAAGAACUCAUUCAUAAACAGUAUUGAUGUCUAACAACGACAAUUCAAAUCCAAAGUCAAUUAUGCAUCCAGAAACCCCGCGUGCUUCCAGAAAUGGAGCUAUGUCCAAUCUGAACCGAACAUCAACCCCCACAUUCACUUUUGGGCUCAGUUUCCUGCCUUCAUUCAGCUUCAACUCACCAGUUUCAGUCAUAUCUCCCAGCAAAAUGAUUAAUAUUUCCAAUAAUCUCAAUAGAGCAUUUACCAAGCGUCAAUUUGAUUCAACCAAAGAAACUCCCAAUACCAAAACAAGAAAUCGAUUCUUGGACUCGCUUACAAAAGCCAAAUCACAACUGCCUCUUGGGAUCAAGUUGGAAAAUGAACAUAUGGACAUGAGUAGCCAAUCGGGUGAUGAACUAUGGACUACUCUUGAUCACAAUGAAUCUCAUGCAAAUAUCACAGACAUGACAACAAUCACUAAUGACAAUGAAAGUAAAUCCACCAACCACACUCAAAACUUCCUAACUCCACAGAAGCUCAUUAUACCUAAUGAUAAAACUAUCAAGAAGGAAAUUACUUCAAGUAAUUUAAAACCAUCAUUACUCUCCAGCAAGGAACUCGAAACAAAUCGCUCAGACUUGGAGUUAUCUCUGCCUGAAGUUUCUAUAACACGUGUCAAUAAGCGAAGGAAACUUGAAACUUAUAUUGGCGAUUCUCCAAACAAUUCCGUUGCCUCACAGAUUGAAACAAUGGACUCACCAAUUAUCCAUAGAACACCGGUAAAUUCAGCAAGAAAAGAGGUAAUUAGCGCAGCCUCGGCUGUUUUGGCAUCAAACGUCCAAUCUGAAGACAAGGUAUGGUAUCCAGAAUUAGAUGACGUACUAAUCAAGUCCUUCCAAAAGUAUCGUGAGUUUAGAGAAAACCAAACUGGUUCUAAUUCUAGUACAGUAUUGAAAAGUACAUCCCAAAACAAAGUAUUGUCACGAAUGAUACUUAAUAAGACUGGUAUAUUAAGAACAUCAAAACAAAUCUCGUCACGCUUAUUCAGAUUGUCAAAGUCCAACAGAUUGGACAAGAGGAAGAAGGGAAAUGCAUCUUCAACUAAUUUAAGUACUUUAGAUGAAAUUGAAGAUCUUAUCCUGACUCCAUUGGAUCAAUUGAUGGCUUCUUCUAAAGAAAGCGGGGUUAUCAAUGAACAAGAGUUGAAUGCAUUAUUGUCCUCUUCUCCUCCGGAUGAUAACCUGGAAGAGAAUGUUUUAUACCUGUUAUCUUUAAAUGAAAUUAGUUUAUCUUACAAGAGUAAAUUCAAUCUGUUGGAAGAUCAUAUUUUUGCAAAAUUCAAUUCGACUUCAAGAAACAAGAAAUCCACCCAAACAAUCGAGUCUUUGCGAACCAGAUAUAAUUUAGACUUGAAAGUUCUUGGUAAACUUCAUGAACAAAAUCUUCCGGUAUGGCUCUUGGAACACGAUGUUAAUGUAACCAGUUGCCGACUGCAACUAUGCACAUCCACACCCAUGUCAGCGUCGUCAGAUAGUCAUGUGCAGCAUCCUAUGAAUCUAAUGAAUGGCCUGUUCGAGUCCCUUAUGAAAGUUAGUGCCUCGAGUUCUGAAUCUAAUAAAUCAUUCUUAAGUUGGAACAUUUGCAGCAACGUUUACAAGGGAAAUUCAGGUGAUUGCAAAUUAUUGGAAGCCGCAGAUAUAAUUAAUGGAUACUAUGACGAAUCAACAAAGUCAUACUUAUUGCAAAUUCCAUUUAUGCGAAGCUUUCUUUCCGGUUAUAUCAGUUACCUUGUUAAUGGUGCUUCCAUGAUUACUCCCGAGGACGACAAUUUGACGAUAAUCCAAAUGAUAUACAGUCAUCAUGGACAAAAUUCAGGCAAAUUUGACCCUGAAAAUUCAACCAUUAGAGGAUAUAUUAUCCACCAAUUAGAGAUGGGAAGUGCCGAUACCAAAUCUGUUUUAACUGAAAUUAGUCUUUCGGAUGAAAUCGACAUGUCUGAGAGUUUGAACAAUUCUAGCCAGACUCAAAUCCAAGCGGAAGAUGAUAAUGAAACUGUGUUUGUGGGGUCUUCGCCAUUGAAAGGUUCGUCACCUAGUACUUCACAAGAUUUUGAAACUCCACAAAGACCAUUACAUAUUGAUAUCAACCGAGCUAAUAUUGAUUCUGUUAUAAACCCAGGUCCUAAAUCCGCUCCGAUAAUCUACACCAUGCCCACAUUCAGAAAAGAUUUAUUGGUUCAAGGAGCACCACAGGGCCACAAUCUUCAGCAAAAUUUAGCUGCUAUCAAUGAGAAUCCAAAUCAACCACAGAUGUUGCACUCGGUUUCAAUGCAGAAUAUUCCUCAAUACAAGAACCAGGACAUGCCAAUAAUGCCUACAAAUUUUAACCAAGGAGUGACUUCUUAUUCAGCAUCGAACACACCAUACAUGAAUGCACAACCUACUUUUGGAAACCAAAGUACGACAGCGAUUUCACAAUGGGAUUCCGAUCGUUAUAUAUCUCAAGAGCUGUAUUCCAGACCAAACUCAAAUGGUCCGCAAGAUGCAUAUUUGCUCAAACAAGGACAAUUUAACAUGCCACCAUCCCAGGCUUCAAAUCAAUUUCUUCUGCAAAAUAUGCAACCUAUGCAACAGACGCAUAUUUCCAACGGAUUUAAUCAGUUUCCCGAACAGUAUGAUUUUGGUGUGAACCAAGGAUUAGGCCCCCCAAACCCCCAGCAAAUGACACAAAUUCCAAACAGCUACCUCAAUAACAAUGGGUCAAGCCGGUUCAAUAUGGGUGUAAACAAGUCAUUUGGAGUUCAUACAAAUAGCAACAGCGUGCACGUUGAUCGUCACCUGCAUCCGAACAAAGAAAACGUCAAACCAAUAGAAAUCAAGUUUGGUCCUAUUCUAGAGUAUGAUCCUUCCAAAGAUGCCAAAAAAAUCCAACAAUCCCAGAGAGUGUCAAAGCAACCCAUUGGAACAAGUACAUUUUCUAUAAACACUCCUGUUAGCAUCUACAAACCAAACAAGCAGUAGACUUUAGCUUCUUGUAUAUUCCACAAACAUUUCUGUGUAUUAGCAUAUUUCUUUUUAGUUCUUCUUUUUCGAUCAAUAUAAGGUGUUUUAUAUAAG